ACAGACAGCAGUCCUUCGGUGUCAACCCAUACCACGGAUGCGGAUGCUCUACAGAAACUUAUUCAUUUGCUCCAGGCCACAGAUGAUCCAUUAAUUCAAGAGCAAGCUUUAAUCACUCUCAGCAACAGUGCUGCCUUCUCUGUAAAUCAAGAUAUAAUCCGAAAUUUGGAUGGCCUUUCUGUUAUUGGAGGGAUGCUCUCAGAUUGCGUUCCCAAAGUUAAAGAAAAAGCACUAAAUGCAUUUAAUAAUUUGAGUAUGAAUAUUAAAAAUCAGGAGGAGAUACAGGUAUAUAUUACGCAAGUUUGUAGGAACGUCGAGUCAGCUCCCCUGAACUCUGAUCUGCAGCUAGCUGGACUCAGGUUGUUGACAAAUAUGUCUGUUACCAGUGACUACCACCAUAAGAUGAUAAACUCAAUUCCGUGCUUUCUUCAUUUGCUUUCAGAAGGAACUGAAAGGACGCAGAUUCAGGUUUUGAAAGUACUUGUGAACUUAUCUGCAAACCCAGCCAUGACAGGACAUAUUCUCAGAGCUCAAGUGCCAUCAUUGCUGUUACUUUUUGACACCUGUAUAAACAGAGAUAUUCUGCUUAGAGGCCUGGCAUUUGCAGCAAACUUGAAAAAGAACAUGAACAAUGAAGAUGGCACCAUGAUUCAGGACCAAUACAGUGAAGAUUCAAUUUUCUUUACACUCUGCAGGGACUCUACCCCAUUCGCUCAGAAACUGGCAUCUUUAUUGCAUCACCCUGAUGCAGAAGUGAAAGAGCAAGUUGUGAAAAUAUUAACACAAUAGUAAUUUUUGUAAAAAAAGACUGACCUGAUGAAAAUAUCUAAAGAACGCUAUGCUAAAAAAACCCCAGCAAACAAAGACAACCAAAAAAAUUACUGAGUACUACCGUAUUACUAGGCACAAAUCAGUUACUACACGAGAGAAUGCAAUGUAGUUAAUAUAGAGAGCAGAACAGAUUUCUUUUACAAGCAAGAUAAAAGCAAUAGCUUAAUUAGCACUGAGAAGCCACUGUACAGCUGGUACACGUACACAAAGGGGGAGGAACAGUUCAAAACAUGAAAACUUUCAUGCGUACAGUGAACAUUCUAAAUGGAUGGGUAAAGUCAAUUGAAAUAUUCUUCGCAAUGUCAACAUUUUUGUUGCCUUAAAUAUUUACACCUGUUGAAUAAACACCUCUAUAGAAUGGUGCAUUAAAGAUUUGGGAAUUAGAGAUUAGGCAUUUACAUUUUAUUAAUCUGAUAUCUACUAAAUAGGUGCAGCUAAAUGUUAGAAAAUAAUAAAUAAAAACAAUACCAGACUACCAUUGGCUUCCUACAAAAUCAGUAUUUUCAAUGAAAGCUGCAUAUUAAAGUUACCCAGCCUAUGUUUUUUUACCUUACCUGCACAGAAUAUAUUCUAAAACUACAUUCUCGUGUGCUUAGUACAUCCAUUCCAUUUAGCCAAACUGCAGCGGAGUUAACCACAACCAUGCAAGGUUUCCACACUUGAAAAAAAUCAAAAGGAUUUUAUCUUGCUUUAAAUUGUCACUUUACGGAAAGCACACAUAUUUUUCAAAAUAUUUUAUUAUGAGUCAAAGAUUAUCUGCAGCUGCAAUUCAACAUUCUCAUCUUUAUAAAAAGUCUACAAAAGCAGUAUCAUAUGUAUUUUUACAAAAGCUUCCUGUUCUGCAGCAGCCCUCGAGCCCGCUUUCCUUGGAGAGCUUUACUCCUUUUUCUCUGCAACUGGCACGUCAUUGGAGUAAGUGCUUCUGUUGAGUUAGGCCCCAUAAAGUUUUAGACAUCAGUGCAGUGUUAAUUCAAAAUGAACUGAAUACAUAUAAACAUCAUUGUAAAAGAACCCGCAGGAAGUUUCACUGAUGAACAUAAAACGUAGUAGAAAACACUUAGAGUAAAACGAGACUACUAAAACUUCCUGAACACCACAUUAUAGAGACAGUAAAAAAAGCAUCAGAUGCGGAGACUAGAAAACAAGUUUUCCACCUUGUACCAUUUUUAAGAGAGCUGUAUUACCUAAACUGUUACCAGAUGCUUCAUCUUUCUCAGUUAAUAUACCCACUCUGCUCUUAAUAAAAUAUUACUCUCUUC
Messenger RNA from Pygoscelis adeliae (Adelie penguin), 2090 nucleotides. It is a transcript of the gene ARMC10, whose product is annotated as armadillo repeat containing 10. The annotation marks the transcript as partial. Gene Ontology annotation, molecular function: protein binding. Lineage: Eukaryota; Metazoa; Chordata; Aves; Sphenisciformes; Spheniscidae. The record is from RefSeq and is a predicted model, not a curated record. The transcript has 5 exons. Gene Ontology annotation, cellular component: mitochondrion.